AAUAAAGUUGUGGAGGAUAUGAAGGAUGAAACAGAGACACAUGAGACUAACAAGAAGAGGACAGGAGGCAAUAGCGUGAAAUGGGAGGAUCCCCAUGAUGAUCAAAAUAAAGUUGUGGAGGAUAUGAAGGAUGAAACAGAGACACAUGAGACUAACAAGAAGAGGACAGGAGGCAAGAGCGUGAAAUGGGAGGAUCCCCUGAUGAUCAAAAUAAAGUUGUGGAGGAUAUGAAGGAUGAAACAGAGACACAUGAGACUAACAAGAAGAGGACAGGAGGCAAGAGCGUGAAAUGGGAGGAUCCCCCUGAUGAUCAAAAUAAAGUUGUGGAGGAUAUGAAGGAUGAAACAGAGACACAUGAGACUAACAAGAAGAGGACAGGAGGCAAUAGCGUGAAAUGGGAGGAUCCCCCUGAUGAUCAAAAUAAAGUUGUGGAGGAUAUGAAGGAUGAAACAGAGACACAUGAGACUAACAAGAAGAGGACAGGAGGCAAUGCCAAACAUAAGUCCAGUGGCCGUGCCAAGAAGACUUCAGUGGAGGAGGACAGCAGCAUUGGUGCAGAGUCUUCUCAGACACCCAGGUGUGGUUUCCGGGACAGGGGAUCUAUCCUUGAGCAGCUGGAGAAGGAGGCUCAGAGUACUCUAAUGCCUUCUCUCAAGAUUGGGACAUGCUGUGCACCAAUCCUCCUCUCCUUCCUGAGGAGUCUAACUGAUGACCAAUGGAGAGUGAUUCAGCAUGGCAUGAAAAACAACCUGACGUUCGAGCAGCUCUCCAUGCUGUGUCUGAAGAUUAUUAAGGUCGUGACCCAGACGGCCCUCCGCAUUCUGCUACCAGCGCUAGCUCGUAUCAUGGGGGUGAACCUGAGGAGUAGGGCAACCUCCCCAGAAUCUCUCUGCUCUCUGACAGGGUAUGAGGACUCCUUAGGCAGCCUGGAUGAGUGUGAGAAAAGGCUGCUGAUCAGUGAGAUGAACUACUGGACUAAGGAUAGGAGGAGGAAUGGCAGUGCAGGGUGCCGUCAAAAAUCCACUCGCAGAACCUCAUCACCAUGCUUCUCGCCUAAGAGGUCCCAGACCUCAUUGCAGAGCUUGCCUGCAACUAGAGAGGCUCCCCUCAUGGAGGAUCCUCUGAAGGCUCUCUUUGGGGUAACGAAAGAGAGCCUCCUGAUAUCCCUGGUUGAGGGCCACUCCAACCCCACCUCCUCCAGCUCCUCCCAGCUGAGCUGUGCUAUUGCAGGGGAGGUAGUACACCAGCUUAACUCAGGCCUUUCAGUGGCCAUUCAGGCCAGCUCGGGGAGUUGCCCUCCUAUGGACAGUCAGGAUAUAGCAGCAGGCAGGGAGGUCAUUCGUGUAGCCUCGGUGCUGAUCCUGGCCGAGCUACAGAGCCAAACAUCUGAGCCAGAGUGGGUAGGGUUUAUCGAGCCCCUCAUGGACCCUGUGACCGACGAUGUGCUGGAUGCCAUUGUCAGCACAAUGGACAAAAUGGCACAGGACUACAACAUCCUAUUGGAUCUGGCCAAGAAGAUGAAAAUCUUGGGGUCAACAUUUCUGACCAAUCUUCAAUGUGACCUUGAUGUUGAGUGUCCAUCUGGGAAAGAAGGGACCACUCACUUUCUCAAAGAGACUGGAUCAUCUACCAGUGUGGUAGCCAGAAAGCUUCAGACCCUCUCUAGCCCCAACUUUCAGUCUAAAGCCCUCAAGGCGGUGAGCACCAUCCUUACACGGAAAGUCAGCAACUCUUCUGGCAUGGCUCCUUCCUCUAGGCCUUCUAGUGCUGCUCCCAGCAUUACUGAAGCUCCCCUGAAUCCCAGCUGCACAGCCCUGACAUCUGUAACCUCCACUGCCACAGAGAUUGUUAAGGCAUAUGUGGGAGGCAUGGAGACGACCGCAUCAUUUGAAGGCACAUGUGAAGCAGUUGAUAGGCCAGUUCCUCUAAAUGACCACAAGACAGGGUCUUCACAGAAGAUAACUUUCUCUCCAGCCCACACACUCUAUGCCUCUUUUCAGGAGUCUUCAGACACCCUGGAAAAGGCAACUGUUUCAACUGAUGAGGUCCAGUUACCCAGCGCCAAACUUAGUAGAGUUCCCAGUGAGAGCCAACCAACACCCGCUCUCUGUCUCUCCAAUCUGGAUACCAGUACUCAAGAAGUUCUUAGCAGUGUUGUUUCCAUCUACAAGUCAGAGUUAUCAAAAGUGGAGAGUAAAUCAUUGGCCGUUAUCAGUUCAUCUGAUGAGUCCCUGGAGGCUUGUUGGUUUGUAGAUGGUGACUAUACUAUUUCCCAGUCACCUUCACCCAAUAAAGAUUUGAGUGUGACUACUCAAUAUUCUCAACUGAGCUCAGAAGAGCGUGUCAGAAUCACACAGUCCUCUACUAGUCUGAUUCAGAGCAUUAAGAAGCUCUCUAGCAAGGACUUUCAGACUCAGGCAGAAGAGGCAGUGAGUAAAGUGCUGAUGAGAUCCAGUCAUUCCUUUAUCACACAGAUCAGCCAUACUGGUCUUCAGAAAAGUCUGCAGGCUGGCUUAUCAUCUAGCUCGCCAUCAGAGAUUGCCUCCAUGUCCUCUCAGGAUACAGCCUCUGGAUUAGUGGAAACCUUUGUCAAAGGCAUGGCAACUAUUUUUCAGAAAAAUGAGUCCACUGACACUAAUUGGCAAACAGAGUCUGUGCUACUGGAAAGAAGUGGGAGAGUUUCGCAGUACUCCCACGGGGGCUCCCAACUGGAUGAUACUGAAUUGAGUGUUAAAAUAUCAGAGAAGAAGCUUUGGUCAACAGCUAAGACCAUCUGCGUCAGUAUGAAGAACAGACUUAAGGAUUUCUUCACAGGACUGAAGCCAUCCAGAUCCGAAAGGACAGAAAAUGCUUCUUCCAAAGAGACCCUUGGAGAAAUCCUGGUUGCUAUCCAGAGUGAAAUCUCAAACUUAGGGCGAAUUAAGGAUUCCAGGGAGCUCCUUCAGAUCAAUGAUAUGGUAGGAACUAUGCUGAAGGAGGUUGAGAAAAGUGAGGAUGACAGUGAACAAGUCUGCCAAGACAUCCCUAGAACCUGUUCAUCUUUGCCCACUUCCUCAAAGGGUCGUCGUUCCUUGUCCAGCUCUUCCAUGGGUCCUAGGUCAGAAUGUGAGUUAGAGAUCAACCUCCCUGGCACUCCCAUCCCUGAUGAAGUGCCUGAUGAUGUGACCUUCCCCAUCGUCAGGAGCUCCUGCAUCGACACCAGGGACUCUAUAAUGCCAGAGAUUUCUACGAGUGACCUAAGGACAAAGACGAUGACACACACAGAUGAACCCCUGAAUUGUAACAGUCCAAUGACUGACAGCAGCCGACCAUCGAGUGCUAAAGACUCUUUUCGAUCCUCCACUCUGUCUUUCACCAGCAAGGGAACCUCUUUGGUACCAAAGGGAGAUGGGAUUGACAUGGAAGAGAAGGACUCUUAUAACACCCUCCAAGCAGCUAUGGCCUCCCAGGACCCUGCAUUUGACAGAGUCCUGGUAAAGUCCUUGACCCAGCAGCUGGUGCAGGGAUGCAAGGAGGCGUCAAGACCAGCUUCUGCUGCAACAAACCCAGCAGACCAGGCUGAGACAGAGAGGGGGGCUGAGCAGAAAGCAAGAAGGAGCUUCCUUUGUUUUUCAAUGUCCAAACUCAGGAUCAACUUCAAGCGUUCCAAGAGAGGAAACAAAAAGGACUGCCAUUCAGUCCAGGAACAGACUGAGAUUCCCUCUACUGGUGGAUAUUGCAGAGCCCCACACAUUGAGGCUCAUGGUGCUGAAUCUCCAGUUGGAGAGGUUUCUCCCUCCAUCUCUAAGCCUAUCAAAAAAACUCUCCCUGAUCGUCAGGGUCUUCUCAGCAAUGAUGAAGCCAUUCAGGCACUCCACCAAGAAGAACCUGUAACCUGUUACGCUGCAUGAAUAAAUACUUUUGUAACAGCAAUACUUUUGACAAGAGGAAUCUCUACAUGUCUAC
Messenger RNA from Coregonus clupeaformis (lake whitefish), 3945 nucleotides. RefSeq lists its product as uncharacterized. The transcript has 12 exons. NCBI's taxonomy places the organism in Eukaryota, Metazoa, Chordata, Actinopteri, Salmoniformes, Salmonidae. The record is from RefSeq and is a predicted model, not a curated record. Bases 186 to 3890 code for a protein of 1234 amino acids.